AUGAAAACCCCGAUAUAUCGCGGUAGUAGGUCUACCGCAGCUCAGCAAGCGGCUCGAUCGCUGCCACGGUUCGAACAGCCAGACCCACGACCUCAGCAGGAGAAGGACGACAGACUACUGUAUUUGAGGGCGCAGUUUGCAUACGAACUAGAAGAUACCUUCAUCGAGAACAUCGUCGCAAGCAACCUUCCAGUGUACCAUCGACUCCAGCUUCUCCUGGGCAUCCGCGCCGAUCGAGGAUAUUGCGCUCUACUCAAGCGUGUCGACUGCAACAUAACAAGCAACGACCAGCUGAUAUUUGCCAUCUCUUCCUUUGUCCCAGAGCUUGAUGAGGCAUAUCGCCGCAAUGACUACGACUUCAGAGCUGAGGCCAUCGAGAAGUACCUCCGCCACCAGCACGAGUCCAACAUUGGAUGCCUACUACGGAAGCUGUUCACGGGCGAGUUGGACAGAGGCAGGACAUCACCAACACAGCAGAUUGUCGUGCCCAGCACUUGCGCAGGAUGUUUGAGGCAGGUCUCGAUCUCUUUCUCGCAAGGCCCAAUGCACAUCUGCGAGCACUGCCUACCAUUGUGGCUCGAGACAUCAGAGCGAUAUAUGAGCCAGGCGCAAGUCGACGAACUCUGGGUCGGCUUCCCUCCAGGACACAUCUACAGCCGCCACGAGGUCGGUACCAGCUUCACGGCUAGCGAAAUGCCGGUCUUCUACCACACCGAGACGAUCCGGAUGCUGGCACCCCACGUACACGGAGGGCUGAGUCUGGCUGCUCUACAAGCAGGGCAGCUGAACCGCGGACAACUCGCCAUGAACUACAUUCGGGCCAUACUUACACACCCGGUGCCCCUCUCGCAGCAGCAAGCAACAAGUGUUCGCAAAGGCCUUGCCAAGAUAUACCGCGACUCUCAAGCACUUGAUAUCCUCGAGACUGCUUCGAUCUCCACCGACCAUCUCGAGCGGGCACAUUUGUCGCGCCUCCAGCGACACAUGUCUCUUUAUAUGCUGCAUUAA
Molecule: messenger RNA, 1008 nt
Organism: Fulvia fulva
Lineage: Eukaryota; Fungi; Ascomycota; Dothideomycetes; Mycosphaerellales; Mycosphaerellaceae
Exons: 2
Coding region: 1-1008 (335 amino acids)
Source: RefSeq, a predicted model, not a curated record